Messenger RNA from Petromyzon marinus (sea lamprey), 1534 nucleotides. Its product is annotated as protein-L-isoaspartate(D-aspartate) O-methyltransferase-like. Lineage: Eukaryota; Metazoa; Chordata; Hyperoartia; Petromyzontiformes; Petromyzontidae. Gene Ontology annotation, biological process: protein modification process. Gene Ontology annotation, cellular component: cytoplasm. Gene Ontology annotation, molecular function: protein-L-isoaspartate (D-aspartate) O-methyltransferase activity. The record is from RefSeq and is a predicted model, not a curated record.
CCGCUGCCUCCCGGGGGUCUCGGGUGACGUCGCCGAGCUAUGGGGCGGCCCGUGGCUCAGCUCGCCGCGCUCCUCUUCGGCUCCGUGCUCGUGGCUCGCUUCGCAGCCAUGGCGUGGCGCUCCAGCGGCUCCUCCAACGCCGAGCUCGUGGGGAACCUGAGGAAGAAUGGGGUCAUCAAGUCGGAGCGCGUCUACCAAGUGAUGCUCGCGACAGACCGCAAGCACUAUGCCAAGCGCAACCCCUACGUGGACACACCUCAGUCCAUAGGCUAUCACGCCACCGUCAGCGCCCCGCACAUGCACGCAUUUGCGCUGGAGCUGCUGCAGGAUCGGCUGCAGGAGGGAGCCUCGGCGCUGGACGUGGGCUCCGGCAGCGGCUACCUCACCGCCUGCUUGGCCAGGAUGAUUGGGCCACGCGGAAAGGUCAUUGGGGUGGAUCACAUCCAGGAGCUGGUGAGCGAAGCCAAGGUGAACGUGCAGAGGGAUGACCCCAGCCUAAUCACCUCCGGCCGCAUAAAGCUGAUCCUUGGGGACGGGAGGCUUGGCUACCUGGAGGGGGCACCAUACGAUGCCAUCCACGUGGGGGCAGCAGCAGCCAUCGUGCCGCAUGCCCUCCUGGACCAGCUGAAGCCGGGGGGACGCCUGGUGCUGCCCGUGGGGGCAGCGGGUGGCGACCAGAUGCUGGAGCAGCAUGACAAGUUAGAGGACGGUACCAUCAGGAGCAAGCCGCUCAUGUCCGUCAUGUAUGUGCCGCUCACCGACCGCGACAAGCAGUGGUCCAGGUGCUACUGACUUCUUUGUUGGCCCCUUCCUGUCCCUUCCACAGCCACAGGGACGAGUUGUGAAGCAGCCCCGCUGGCAUGGCCGUGCCGUAGCCAGCGCCAGGCCGUCGGCAACCCGACUCACUGUUUGUGCUUGGAGCCAAAGCGCAGCGACGGCGCAAAGGAAGGCGCGCCUCCGGGAUUGUGAGCAUGACGUGUGCUGCCACGCCAGCGCGCUCGCCGCAUGACUGGCGAGCGCAUUGUAUCGGGGACACAAUGCGCACAUCCUUUUGCCGUGCACUGUGCUGCACAGUGGCUUCACGGGGACGGAGAACCCGUGAGCGAUGCUUUGUUUACGAAUGUAGUGCUUCCAGUGGAAUUGCCGGUGUGAUGGAGUGUAAUAUUCUCAUGUAAAAAUGAAGUGUACAGUUGAGGGCGAGGAAAGGCCCUUUACAUGGCCUUACGUCAUGUGACGGGUGAGAGGUGUCGGGUCUGGGAGAGACGCCGUUGUCUGCUUGCUUUCAAAGAUUUUUGUUUGGCUGUUAACCACAGCCGUUCCCGCGGGUUCCCUUGUAGAUUUUGUUGCAGCUCCCAAGAUGCGGCUGUGCUAUUGCUUCCUUUCAUCCGCAUGACUUGCGGUGAGGCUAAGCCGUAUUGUUUGCCGUGCAUCUUCAGCCUCGGCUGUGUUACUUUCUUUCCUAAGCACUUAAGUCGCUGCCUGCCUGCAGCUUCGGAGAACUGUUUCUCUAAUAAACCUGCGACUUAUAAGCAUC